AGUGCCUGCCCGCCCCAUCCUCCUAGCAUCCGGUGCUGUUCUAGGAGGAGCCUAAACGUCCGCCCUGCUGAAGGGGAUUGUGGUGCGUAAACAGGAUUAACUCUCUAGCCCCCAGCUGUGCUGAUUUGCGGGGCAGCCUGCCAGUCCAGUCCCCGCGAGCCCUCGCGUGCGUGCAGGGCCCAGCGCGUGGAGCGGGGGAUGGGGCAGCCAGCUGCCUCCCUGCUGUCUCUGGGGCUGGCUCUGGGGCUGAGUGCGGUGGAGGGCCACAGCCUCACCAACAGCUGCUCAAAAUUUGGGGUGGACGGAGGCGACCGCUCCUAGUUGUGGCCUGCAUCCUUCAGCUCCUUCUUCCUCCCUGCGUGUCCCCUCCGCCCAUCGCAGGGCAACAGCUCCCUCCAGCCCGCACUAUCCAUCACCACGGCCACGACUGCUAGCCCCUCUGCCAGCUAUGGGGGACCUACCCGGGCUCGUGCGCCUUUCCAUCGCGCUGCGCAUCCAGCCCAAUGACGGCCCUGUUUUCUUCAAGGUAGACGGCCAGCGCUUCGGCCAGAACCGCACAAUCAAGCUGCUCACCGGCUCCUCCUACAAGGUGGAGGUGAAGAUUAAGCCCACAACACUGCAGGUCGAGAACAUUUCCAUUGGUGGCGUACUUGUCCCACUGGAGCUGAAGUGUAAAGAACCUGAGGGCGACAGAGUUGUCUACACGGGCAUAUACGAUACAGAAGGCGUAGCUCCUACCAAAAGUGGAGAGCGGCAACCGAUCCAGAUCACCAUGCCGUUCACAGACAUUGGGACCUUUGAGACAGUGUGGCAAGUCAAGUUCUACAAUUACCACAAGCGAGACCACUGCCAGUGGGGAAGCCCGUUCUCUGUCAUUGAGUAUGAAUGCAAGCCCAAUGAGACACGCAGCCUCAUGUGGGUGAACAAGGAGUCCUUCCUCUGAAUACAGCUCCUUCCGAUGUGGCUAGACAAUCUCCAGAAAUCUACGUUUAGACAAACCAGCACAAGCCUUAACCAAGGCACACCACACCAUGGUUGUUUCCCAAUGACGUCCUACCCCAGUUACUUUGAAAGUGUGAUUCCUCUCUGAUACAGUAGCGGUGACAUAAACGAUAAUGUCACAUCCCUGAAAGUUCUUCCACACUUUGAUGCUGGUGUUCCUGCAUCUAGCCACGCUCCAUCAUACUGCCUGCCGGUGUGACUGGAGCUCAGAGGGACUAGCAGCUUUGUCCUAUCCAUGAAGUUUCCACGAAAGGACCAUGGUGUUUUGUUUCCAAGACAACCAAUUCCUCCCUUUUGUGUUCAUUGUCAAAUAAAGUAACAAUGUGCUCGAGUCCCCCAUGUGUGUGAUAUUGUAACAUGUAGCAUGCAGUGUUUGUGAGCCUCCAAAGCAGACUUUGUGAAAAUGUAACACAGCAGUAAAUGGAACUGGAAUGCCAUGCUUCCUGUCAACCCCUCCACUUCCUCGGAAACAGAAAAUGACAGAAUAAAUUGAUGAAUCUAUAAAGAAACAUUUAUAAUGCAUUAGUAGUCUUUCCAGUAGCAAGGCAUUAUGCUGUGGCCUAGUUGAAAUCAGGAAAAGACAUUAUUGUGGAAUUGGAAGUUUGGGUCACCCUUUGGGCAAGCUACCACAGACCAAACACACACAGAAAUGGCACACUCCAUACCAUUUCACUUGAGCUCUGUACAACCGUGUAUGAAAUGGUAAUCAACUUUUGCUAUUUCUUAAUAAAGACAUUGAAAAUCA
Molecule: messenger RNA, 1747 nt
Organism: Arvicola amphibius (Eurasian water vole)
Lineage: Eukaryota; Metazoa; Chordata; Mammalia; Rodentia; Cricetidae
Gene: Cnrip1
Product: cannabinoid receptor interacting protein 1
Exons: 3
Coding region: 449-943 (164 amino acids)
Biological process (GO): negative regulation of signaling receptor activity
Cellular component (GO): plasma membrane
Molecular function (GO): type 1 cannabinoid receptor binding
Source: RefSeq, a predicted model, not a curated record